GAGGAUUAUAAAAGCAAUCAAAUGCGCCUAACGGUUGUUAUUCUAGCACUAGAUAAUAUCAGCCUGGAUCAGGCGUCAAAUAGCGUACACCGGUUGUAUAUCGGGAAGAAGACCACUGCAACCAGUUGAUUUUAUUCAGUGACUGUUAUUUUACAAUAUUACGAGGCACCAUACCAGAGAAAGAAGUUUUGGCGACAUGUUGGAACUUCAGCGAUUGUACUUUAUUUAAAAAUGAAAUGUAGCUGUAACAUAGCUGUUUAUUUUCAUUCUAAUGGUGGUAAUCGGUUUUGGUUAUAACAACCAUCAUCAGAUCAAGGUUCCAGGGCACAUCAGAAACCGGUUGACCAGUUGGUGACGGGUACGUUAUGAUAUUAGUUCAAAAUGAUUCAAAUGACUCUGAGCACUAUGGGACUUAACAUCUGUGGUAAUCAGUCCCAUAGAGCUUAGAACUACUUAAACCUAACUAACCUAAGGACAUCACACACAUCCAUGCCCGAGGCAGGAUUCGACGUGUGACUGUAGCGGUCACGCGGUUCUAGAUUGAAGCGUCUAGAACCGCACGGCCGCUCCUGCCGGCUAUGAUAUUAGUGAGCGGUUCUAGGAGCUUCAGUCCGGAACCGCGCUGCUGCUACGGUCGCUGGUUCGAAUUCUGCUUCGGGCAUAGAUGUGUGUGAUGUCGUUAGGUUAGUUAGGUUUAAGUAGUUCUAAGUCUAGGGGCUGAUGACCUCAGAUGUUGAGACCCAUAGUGCUUAGAGCCAUGAUAUUAGCUCAGCGGCUGCUCGUAUGGGUUCGCGUAUUGGUAUAAUAAUGGUUCUUACAUGCAAAACAUGUUACCUCCAAUAUCGCAGUUUGUUUAUACCCAAAAACCUUUCGUAUUAAGCGACUCCAUUCGUGGACGACUACGCUCUUGCGCGGUCGAACGGGGGUUUCGAAUCCCGGUCCUCCGAGGUACGAGUGUAGCGUCUUCGCUUCGCACUGUGUUUCUCGAUAAGACGGAUAGAAAGCGAGAAAAGAUGAGGUUUGUAAAAGCAAUUAAAUGCGCCGUACGAUUCUUUUUGUAACGACAGAUAAGAUUAAGCGGUAUCGGGCAUCAAACGAGCGUAUACAGUAGCGGAGACACGAGACCGGUAGCAGUGGUUGCGUGCAGAAGGCGUACGACGGACGCGGGCGUUGCGCGACCCAGAACGCGUCUUUCAGCGGCGAGCGGCCGUAGCGGGAGGGGGCGUCGGGGAAGAUUAUUUUGCCAGUGACACGCACACGCGCUGACGCCCACGGCGAGGCGGGCGAACGAGCGAGCGCGCAGUGGCGCGGAGAGCGUCGGCGCAUCUGCCGCCUCGCCUCGCCUCCGGAGGGACAGAUUAGCCCUGGACGGCGACCGGGCAGGUCCCGAGAAGACCGGCGGCGGCGCACGCGGAGGCGGAGGCGCGGCCCGCAGUGCGGCUCGCCAUGCGCUCGCCGUCGCUGCUGGUGCUCUGCGCGCUCCUCGCCCACCCGCUGGCGGUCGCCGCCGCCCGCUGCGCCACGGAGUUGUCGGUAGCCUUCAACCGCACCACCUCGCUCGCGGACGGCACCGUCUGGGACGAGGACUCGCGCGUCGCCUACCCUCCCGGUUACGCUUGGAAGGAGAGCGGCGACGUGUGGCGCGGCUGCCUGUGCGUGCUGCGGCCCUGCCUGCGCAAGUGCUGUCCCGCGGGGCAGGCGUUCAACGCGUCAUCCCGCCGCUGCGACCGGGAGCCGCCGGAGGCGGCGGCGGCCUGGCGGCAGCUGACGGUCCACGACGCCCUCGCGCCGGACCUGGCCUUCGCGGCGUCGGCCGGGCCGCCGCACUUCGCGACGCUGGUGGGCGAGCCGUGCCGCCACGGCCGCUUCCGGCUGCGGCCCGACCGCUACCCGGAGGACGCCUUCUCGCUGCUGUCCAGCGGCGAGCUGCUGGUGAACGCGACCGCCGAGCGCUUCGACGCGUCGCGCUACUGCCUCGAGUUCUUCGACGACUCGGCCGAGGUGGGCGCCAUCGGGUGCUUCCUGCCCGAGCCGGUCGUGGCGCCGGCAGAAGUGGUCCGCGGCGCGCUGCUGCUGGCGUCGGUGCCGUUUCUGCUGGCCACGUUCGCGCUGCACGCUCUCGUGCCCCGCCGCCGCAAGCUGCACGGCUGGAACGUGAUGAGCUACGUGGCCAGCACCACCGUCUCCUACCUGGCGCUCGCCGCCGUCCAGCUCUUCACCAACCACGUCUCCGGCACUCUCUGCACCGCCGCAGCCUUCAUCAUCUACUUUUCAUUCCUGGCAAGUUUCUUCUGGCUCAAUGUAAUGUGCUUCGACAUCUUUUGGACAUUCAGUGGAUUCCGGUCAUUGCGUGGGACAGCCAGAGAAAGGGAGCACAAGAAAUUCAUCAUCUAUUCUAUAUACUCAUGGGGCUGCCCUCUAAUUUUGCUAAGUGUGACACUUGUUAUGCAGUUCCACAAUGACAUUCCUGAUGGUUUACUAAGACCACAGUUUGGUGUGAAGAGAUGUUGGUUUCCUGAUGACAUUACAAUCCUGGCAUACUUUUAUGGACCUGUUGGGGUGCUGGUUCUGUGUAACAUUAUCUUGUUCAUUUUAACUGCCAUCAGAAUUGCACAGCUCAAAAGAGAAACAGCUAUGCUGAAAGGCACUGAUUCAAGACGACAUGAUGAUGACAACAGACAGAGGUUUAAUUUGUACCUGAAGCUUUUCCUCGUCAUGGGUGUGAAUUGGUCAAUGGAAGUAAUAUCAGGAUUGGUUGGUGGCCCUGAAUACGUGUGGUAUGUAACCGACAUCUGCAACACACUGCAGGGUGUGCUCAUAUUUGUUAUAUUCGUCUGGAAAGACCGUAUUCGUCGUAUGCUUAUGGAAAAAUUCUGUCCAAAGAGGGCUUCAACUAAACUCAGCAAGUCAACUGUUGUGACCUACUCAACAAGAGCCAGCCCAUCUCGCUUGUCACAUGGAGUACUAAACAAUAAAGUUACAGACAACAGCAAUGGAGAUGUUGUAAAAAUCACAGCUAUUACACCCAUCUCUGAUGACAGUGAUGUGCCCUGAAAGUAAAAGGCUGAAUAAAUAAUUGCAGUGGUGCCUAUAUUUGCAAUUCUGGGAUUUUUGCAAUGAUGAAAUGUUGCUUCUGACAGGUUCUUGUAAGAAAGGGACUGUGAAAAAGUGGAGAAACUAAUUCUCUAAGUAAGGAAAAACAAACUGUUGGUCAAUAAAAGAAUCCAUGCAUAAAUUGUGAAACAUUCCUCACAAAUGUUACUUUUUUGUUUCAACAAUAAUUGUACAAAUUGAAAUCACUAAAUUAAAAUUUAUUCAUCCUAAAACACUUUAACUCUUGCUUAAGGGUUGAAAUUAAUUUUCUUUUCUUUUGAAUAUGAAGGGAGUACAGCAAGUUAUAACUACCUCUACAGGGAAAUUCAUCCAUUCAUUGUAAAUCCAAGUAGAUCAUUAAUUAUUCCUCCCUUCAUAUGGAGGAAAAGAUCUAAGGACUCCACUAUCAGUUACUAUCACUACAGUGUUUGCGAUAAUGUUGGGAUUAUGACCUGUCUGCUUUUGUAGAGAAACAAAAUAAACAUUCUUGUAUUUAUGUGCAUGCAGUUGUAAACAGGAACACUGACUUAUUUACAUGUGUUAAUGUUUAUGAAGCAUCUAUUGUGCACCAUUUGUGUAUUCAUCACUGCUGAUAAUUUGUGACGAUCAUUCAACAGUCAAAUCUAUUUUCCUAAUACACUGCAUUAUUCAAAGAUAAAACAUAGAAGUAAAAGAUGUAUGCUAAUGCUGACAAAUGCUAUACAAAAUCCCUUUACGAACCAAGCAGGUGCAUGUAAUGUACAAAUUAAUUAUGCUUAAGGUGAAAGGCAAUAUGUGUGUGUGUGUGUGUGUGUGUGUGUGUGUGUAACCAAUCAUUUACAUAUGUAUUCUGUGAAGCAGAGUACUUGCGUCUAAUGGUAAUUCACAGGGCUUUUCAGCAGCAUUGCAUUUUUGUGAUAUUUAUUCACAUUUCAUGCUAAAGUGUAUUUAGUUAAGCAAAGAAAGGUACAACAACAGCUGUCAGCAAUCACAAGCGAAUCAGAAAAAGCAUUUACAAAUGCUGGACUUAUAAAUUGAAAAACAACAAAGUUUAUGAUAUGUGGAGCUAAAUGCAAACUAUUUUAAGAGAAAUAUAAUUCAGAAAUGUAACUGGCAAAAAGUCACAUAGUGAAAAAUAUUAAUGUAUAUAUAACACUGCAGUUGUGUGUAUGUAUGCAAUCUGGCAAGCUGCUUGUAUUUUACCACUAUUACAGCUUGUUCAUCAACAUUCAUUGUCAGCAAUAAUCUACGAUGACACUUUUACCAACUAAUCAAUGUAAUUCUGUGCUUAUUUAGUAAGUUAAAAACUGUCAUUUCAGUGUAAUAAAAAUUUGGGUACAAGCUACCAAUUUCUUUCUGUUCUAAACAAAGUGUCAUUCCAACAUGACAUUAUUGUUUUUGAAAUACUAGUCAGUGAAACUGUUCCUUAUUUUGCAAAACAUUGUAUAGGCAUAGAAGGCAUGAGUUUUUAAUUUAGAAAUAUUGAUGAAAAUACAAGUUUGUGGCAUGUGUAGGUACGGUUACCUAAGACAAUAUAAGGAACUUGUUUGUGUGUGUGUUAGAGAGAAAGAGAGAGAGAGAGAGAGAGAGAGAGAGAGAGAGAGAGAUAUCUGAUUUUUAUUUAUAGAGUUAAAUAUGUUCAUGUUUGAAUUGCCAGUAUUUUAAGUUAUUUACAAGAUACAUUAAAGUGAUUGAUCAUAUUAUUAUGAAAUAAUUAAACAAGUAUAUCUAAAUAAAGUGUACAACUUUUAUUCUAUUAUGUUUUUCCACAAAUGACUUGAUGGGGCCGCCAUGGAUACAAAAAUACUUAUACUUUUGCAGAACUGGAUAAAAAUGUUCUAAAAUUGUAGUGAUAGUACUUCACUGAGAUAAGAUUACUUCAGGUGUUCUACAAAAGAAUAAACAUCUAAUAUUAG
Schistocerca gregaria is the source of this 4988-nucleotide messenger RNA. RefSeq names its product G-protein coupled receptor Mth2-like. The transcript has 5 exons. Gene Ontology annotation, cellular component: membrane. Gene Ontology annotation, molecular function: G protein-coupled receptor activity. Lineage: Eukaryota; Metazoa; Arthropoda; Insecta; Orthoptera; Acrididae. Gene Ontology annotation, biological process: cell surface receptor signaling pathway; G protein-coupled receptor signaling pathway. The record is from RefSeq and is a predicted model, not a curated record. The coding region runs from base 1447 to 3054 and encodes 535 amino acids.